UCAUGUGACCAGCAACGUCAUUUGACGCUAUACGGAAGCUGUACGCUUCAUCUUAUAUUUUGUGUUGUGUUGAUCGUAAAUAAAACCCUCUUACGCAUUUAUUUCUAACCAGACAACAUGGGUUUCUCAGAAGGGGAAGAGUCCUGUCUAUUACUGGAUGAAAAGCUGCUUCGUUUUAUGGACCAACUGGAGUUACUGCAGGAGAAACGAAACACCUUGAACUCUCUCAUCGAGCAGGGCUGGUUUUCCAUAAGCAAGGCACGAUAUUCCAUGGGAAACAAACAGGUUUCUGCUCUUCAAUUUGCAAACACGAUGGAGCCACUGGUUUCUGUACAUGUUAGAACCUUGGACAACGAUGAUGUGGAAUUUAGCACUGAGAAGUCUCCACCAGAAUUCAGUAAUGGAUCUGUUAAAGAACCAACAUUAAUAGAGGAUGUUGGACCUCAAGAAGAAGGUAUCAGGCGACGAAAAAAGACCAAAAGCGACGGCACAGAAAAAAGAGAAAGUAGGGGUACCGGCAGUGAGAUGGAUCCUGAGGUAAACCCAGUUAGAAAAGGAGGCCAUAAUCCUCACCAGGAUCCACUGAAGUGGUUUGGGAUUUUAGUGCCACAGUCUCUGAAACAAGCACAGUCAUCAUUCAAACAAGUCAUAGAGCUUUCAGCUGAGAUCGCAGCACUGCAGAUCGCAGUUCUAAACACCAGACAGGAGCUGAAGCAUGACUUGAGAAACCAGGAGAGCUCUGAUGGUGCUGAACUUAACGUCUCCACUGGAUCAAAGAAAGAAGCUGAAGUUCCCUUAACAAAUAAGAGCUAGAUAAUCCAGAAUCAGAUUAACAGAGUGAUGCUUGCUGCGGUUAAUGGUGUAAAUCACAGAUCGAACAGUUACUGCAACAUCCCAUAUUGUUAACCAGUUUUCUUUAACGUUUUCAUGUUUUUAGAUUUAAGUUUGUAAAUAAAAAAAGGAUAUUUGAACAUUCCAACAGUUUUCCACCAGAACUUUAAUACAAGUAAAAUCAAUUACACCAAUGUUUAUGUUAUUCUUACCUUCAAGAGCCCGGAGGAUGAUGCUUAAGGUUCUAAUGCUGGUGUAACGUUCUGUACAGUUUCCGUACUGUUAAAAUACUUUUAUUUGUAUUAUGAGUGUUACCUCCUGAUUUGCACAACCUAAACAUUGCAAUAAAAUCUGGAAGACAGGCUGA
This is a messenger RNA of Cyprinodon tularosa, 1198 nucleotides long. It is a transcript of the gene vma22, whose product is annotated as coiled-coil domain containing 115. The record is from RefSeq and is a predicted model, not a curated record. The transcript is spliced from 5 exons. Gene Ontology annotation, biological process: vacuolar proton-transporting V-type ATPase complex assembly. Gene Ontology annotation, cellular component: extrinsic component of endoplasmic reticulum membrane. Bases 118 to 813 code for a protein of 231 amino acids. NCBI's taxonomy places the organism in Eukaryota, Metazoa, Chordata, Actinopteri, Cyprinodontiformes, Cyprinodontidae.